Messenger RNA from Engraulis encrasicolus (European anchovy), 624 nucleotides. RefSeq names its product cytosolic phospholipase A2 gamma-like. Lineage: Eukaryota; Metazoa; Chordata; Actinopteri; Clupeiformes; Engraulidae. Gene Ontology annotation, biological process: glycerophospholipid catabolic process. The transcript is spliced from 6 exons. Gene Ontology annotation, molecular function: calcium ion binding; calcium-dependent phospholipid binding. Gene Ontology annotation, cellular component: cytosol; nuclear envelope; nucleoplasm. Bases 1 to 624 code for a protein of 207 amino acids. The record is from RefSeq and is a predicted model, not a curated record.
AUGGAUGUGUUCAUCAGAAGGCACGACCUCUCCCCCGCGGAGGAGAACUGCAUUAAGGAAAGGCAGUCCAGAGUAAAACAGGCUCUGCAAAGGCAUGGCAUUCCUGAGACCCACGUUCCCCGUGUGGCACUUCUGGGCUCUGGCGGAGGAGAGAGGGCGAGUGUUGCUCUCCUGGGUGUUGUACGGGAACUGGCGAUGGGAGACCUCCUUGACUGCUUCCUCUAUAUGGUGGGAGUCUCUGGAUCCACAUGGUGCAUGGCCUCACUCUAUGAGGAUUCUAAGUGGUCCCAGCGAGCAGCGAAGGUCAUCAGCAGAGCCCUCAUGAACAUGUCCGAGGGUGAGGGCGUGACUUUCUCAGAAGCGGUGCAGUGGCUUAAGAAGAGAGACGAGGAAGGGGAUCUAUCUCUUACUGAUUUUUGGGCUGUGCUGGCUAGCAAAAUUAAAGGAGAGCACCUUGAGACAAGGCUUUUGCAAGGAGACGAAGGCGAUGGAACCAACCCGUAUCCACUCUACAGUGCCAAUGAGAUGGCUUGCUAUGAGAAGGAACAUAAGAACAAGACAGUCGCAUCACUGGUUCCCCUCACCGGGGCCAAGAAUGCAAAGGAAAACAGAAUCAUUUCAUGA